UCACUCUCUCUCUCUCUUCUUUUUCUGUCAUUGAGAUCUGUUUCAGCUUCAAUCAAAUAAUUAUUUUCUUUAAAAUAAAAAUGGGGUAUUCCCAAGGCAGUAGCAGUUGCGGCAACUCUGAUGAAGAAGAGGAGCUGAAAAUGAAAGCCAUUCUCAGGAGAAUGAAAAUGGUGUUUGAGCUCGGCUGCUUUGUGCCGCAAAGCCAAAGGCUAAGGAGAAGAAUAUCUUUGAAGAAGGCUGAGAAUCAGAAUCAGAAUCAGAACCAUUAUCAGAAGGAAGAAGAUGAAGAUGGAGAUGAAGACGAAGAUAACAUGAAGCAGAAAUUCGAGCACAACAAGGCAUGGCUACUUGCAGAGUGUGGUGGUGGUGGUGGUGGUGGUGGGUCCAACAUGAGUCACAUGAACGGGGACCCACAGUCAGUUCAUUCGUCAUUCAGGUUCAGCUUCUGCUCUCAGGUGGAGCUUGAGAAAAUGAACAUGAACAUGAGUUCUUCGAGCUCUUCAAGCGCAGCGACUGUUUUAAUGGUGAAUUUGGAGAAUGGCCGGAAUAACAUCACUUGUGUUUCUGAGUCGAAAGCCAAAGAGAUGAAGUGCAGGAGAAUUCAGUCCUUGGAGAGAACCAUUUCUCCCCUCGCCAUUACCACCACUCUUGUCAGAUUCACCUUUCCUGAGAUUGCCUCCGCCACGCGCAAUUUCUCCAAAGGUAGAGUGCUGGGGAGAGGGGCUCUGAGCUAUGUGUUCAGAGGGAGAGUUGGUAUGAUGAGAACGUCGGUGGCGAUAAAGAGGCUGGACAAAGAAGACAAGGAAUCCUCAAAGGCAUUUUGUAGGGAAUUGAUGAUUGCUGCUUCCCUUCAUCACCCGAAUGUCGUCCCUCUCCUUGGCUUCUGCAUUGAUCCUGAUCACGGCUUGUUUUUGGUCUACAAGUUUGUUUCUGGCGGCAGCCUCGACCGCCAUUUGCACGAGAAAAAGAAGAAGAGGGGAAUUAAGGGCACUUCAACACUCGGUUGGUCAGUGAGAUACAAGGUGGCCAUUGGGAUUGCAGAGGCAGUUGCAUAUUUGCAUAAUGGGACUGAAAGAUGUGUUGUUCAUAGAGAUAUUAAACCCUCUAACAUUCUUCUUUCUUCCAACAAAACACCCAAGUUGUGUGAUUUUGGAUUAGCAACGUGGACUUCUGCUCCCUCAGCUCCAUUUCUCUGCAAAACCGUCAAGGGAACGUUUGGUUACUUGGCUCCAGAGUAUUUUCAGCAUGGGAAAGUGUCAGAUAAGACCGACGUUUAUGCUCUCGGGGUAGUCUUGUUGGAGUUGAUUACCGGUCGAAAGCCGAUUGAAGCAAGAAGGCCACAGGGAGAGGAGAACUUAGUCCUGUGGGCAAAACCCCUCUUGCAUAAAGGAAAAGGGGCCAUCGAAGAGUUGUUGGAUCCAAGGAUCAAAUGCACUUCAAGAAAUUCAAAUCAGAUAGGCCGAAUGAUCGAAGCAGCCGCUGCCUGUGUAACCAGUGAAGAAGCUCGCAGGCCAGCAAUUGGGGAGAUUAUUGCAACCCUGAAAGGUGAAGAGCAACCUGUUUUCUCAAGUAGAAAGAAGAAGUCUAGUUUUCUGGGAAAUGGAUGUGUUAUUGAUUGUUACUCUCAACCACCACCAACAAACAACGAAAUGAAGAGCCACUUAGCUUUGGCCAUGUUAGGGGUUUCGGAGUUUGAAGACGACGAUCACCUUUAUUGUCGUUGAUACAAAAAAGGAAAGGUUUGACUACCUGAUUUUUUUCCUCUUUGGUUUGAUGGUUGCUUGAAUACAGAGAGCGCGAGAGUUUAGAAGUGAAAGGAUGUUGAAACUGUAGAUAGGACUAGGGUGGGAUCUGACUGUGGUUGUACAUAUUUUUGUCAUAUAUUACUUGCCCCCGCCUGUAGGAUAUUGAUAGGGGAAUAGUGCAACAGAUUUUCAUUUGAUUGUAGAAGGAGCUUUUUUAUGUUUGUUUCCAAGUAUAAAAUUCGAGUGUAAUUGAUUUUCAUUCCUGAGAAAACUUCGUUUUUGUUAUUAAA
This is a messenger RNA of Morus notabilis, 2035 nucleotides long. Its product is annotated as probable serine/threonine-protein kinase PBL7. The record is from RefSeq and is a predicted model, not a curated record. Bases 81 to 1724 code for a protein of 547 amino acids. Lineage: Eukaryota; Viridiplantae; Streptophyta; Magnoliopsida; Rosales; Moraceae. Gene Ontology annotation, biological process: protein phosphorylation. The transcript is spliced from 6 exons. Gene Ontology annotation, molecular function: protein kinase activity; ATP binding.